AUGGCUACGUCCGAGCUAAGCGGCUUAGUGAGCAUGCGGGGCCGAAUUAAGAGUAAGCUGACAAUGUUUAAAACAUAUCUCGAAAAGGCGGCGACAGACUCUGUUAAACGUGCGGAGCUGCCUAGCAGGCUAGAAAAGGCUGAAGGGCUUUGGCAUGAAUACAAUAUGGUUCAGAAUAAAAUCGAAGAUUUAGAUACUUCAGAAACGCAAUUAAUUGAAAGAGAGAGUUUUGAAGAUUCAUAUCAUGCCAUUAUAACCUCAGCCAGAGCACUUCAGCCGCGACCAGAUCGAGCAAGUCAAUCAAAUUCGGUAAAUUUCACUCUUGAGCCAUCAACAAGCGAUCACCAAUUUAAUAUCCUUUCUCAGCCACAAAGGCCGACUAAAGUAAAACUGCCAAACAUAGAGUUGCCAAAGUUCGACGGAAAUUACAAUAGAUGGAUUCCAUUCCGCGAGUUAUUUGAAUCUCUGAUAGAUGCUAAUACAUCCUUGCCACCAAUACAGAAGUUGCAUUAUUUAAAACUAUCAUUAACCAACGAGGCUGCUCAGAUAAUACAGUCGUUAGAGCUUUCUAACGCCAAUUAUGAAAUUGCGUGGAAUUUACUGAAGCAGAGAUAUGAAAACAAAAGAUUAAUAGUGCAACAUCACAUGCAAGAAUUGCUCGAUCUGACGCCUAUUACGAGAGAGUCUCACGCUGCGUUGCGACAAUUAUUAGACGGCAUUUCUCAGCAUGUUCAGCCAAUGUUAAUUAAACUGGGGCAACCAGUUGAGCAUUGGAGUACAAUUCUUAUUCAUAUUAUUACGCCUAAAUUAGAUAAGGUCACUAAGAGGGAAUGGAAAUUGAAAAGAGCUACAAUAGACGCAUUUCCUACGCUAGACGAGUUCAUUGAAUUUUUGAACACCCGAAGCGCAUUUCUUGAAUCAUUAUCUCAUUCAAAUAGUAAUGUAAGUUCUGUUUCCAGCACCCACAAAUCAAAUAAUAAGUCCGUUUCUUGCGCAUGUGUGUCAGACGAAGGCUUAAGUUGUCCUAUAUGUCAAGGUCAACACAAAAUAUACGAUUGCAGUACUUUUCGUAACUGGUCGCCAUCAAACCGUUUGACUGAAGCUAAAGGGAAACGACUAUGCAUUAAGUGCCUAAAGAAGUACCAUGGUCGAAGCUGUAAGGCGUCAGGAUGCAGGCGCUGCAAAGGUUAUCACAACACGCUGCUUCAUUUAGAAGGUGUGAGCAAGUCAGAUAAUGUCAAAGAAAAGAAUCAAGCGGAAUCGCCGGUAGAACCAGCCAAGAUAUCCUCUUCAGAUAAACAAACAGUUGCAACGGUUACUCAAGCUUCGACAGCGACGCUCACGCAUUGCACCACGAAGGGACCUCUGCAAGUAAUCCUAUCUACAGCUAUAAUUUAUAUAAAGGAUCGGGAUGGCGCACUUCAUGAAUGCCGCGCUCUCUUAGACAGUGACUCCCAGUCUAAUUUUAUUACGAGCAAAUUGAGUGAUUGUCUCAAACUAUCUAAACAGCAAACCACAAUCACUGUUACAGGCAUUAGUGAGACUCCGUUAAAAAUUAAUCAACAAGUAACCGCUACGAUCCGUUCGUGCCAUAAUGCGUUCCAAACGACACUGCCCUUCUUAACAAUUAAUAGAAUUACGGAGAGGCUGCCAUUAAAUAAAAUAGACGUGCAAGAAGUCCAAAUUCCAGAAGGAAUAACCCUGGCCGAUCCUACUUUUCACACACCCGCUGAAGUAGAUGUGCUCUUGGGAGCAAGUGUUUUUUGGGAUCUUCUGUGUGUCGGACAAAUAAAGCCAUCCAAACAUCAGCCGAUAUUCCAGAAAACUCGAUUCGGGUGGAUAAUUUCGGGAGCGAUGGAAUUAAACAGAACUCCGAUAGUCAUGACAACUUACUGUGGUUUCUCAUCAGAACAGAUGUUGUGCAAUCAACUGCAGAAAUUCUGGCAAAUGGAAGAGGUUGAAUCGAAUUACCAUCUAUCGCCAGAAGAAAUAAAAUGCGAAGAACAUUACAGGAGUACAAUCAGUCGAGCCGAUGAUGAUAGAUUCGUAGUGCAAUUGCCGCUGAAAAUGGAUCCGUCAACCUUAGGUGAAUCGUAUGAUACAGCAAGGAAGCAAUUUCAAGCAAUCGAGCGCAAAUUAAAUCGAGAUCAUCAGUUAAAGAAGCAAUACCACGAGUUCAUGGAAGAGUAUUUCCAACUGGGCCAUAUGUCUGAGGGUAUGUUGUACCACCCGACAACGAUUCCGGUGGUCGCGGCGGAGGAAGAGGUAGCGGAAGCGGAGAGCCCGGUGUACGAGCCAAUCACACCACCGCUACCGAUGGAGACCGAGGAAAGGAAUGGCGUGGAAGAAUGA
Messenger RNA from Wasmannia auropunctata (little fire ant), 2352 nucleotides. RefSeq lists its product as uncharacterized. The coding region runs from base 1 to 2352 and encodes 783 amino acids. The record is from RefSeq and is a predicted model, not a curated record. The transcript has 2 exons. Lineage: Eukaryota; Metazoa; Arthropoda; Insecta; Hymenoptera; Formicidae.